AUGCCAGGAAACGCAACAAAAUUGAUUCAUGGUGCUGACGAAUUGAUCCGUGUUCCAGAUGUAGCACCUCCCAUCAACGUGUCUACCACAUUCGCUUAUUCAGACGAUCCAUCACAAUGGGUUAAGGCGGCUGAUGCCACUUCGAUUUGGGGCGAACGGCCCAUUUAUUCACGGGAAUCCCAUCCCAAUUCUGAGUUGGUCGAGCAAACGAUCUCUUCCCGUGUUGGCUCGUAUGUGGUAGCUUACUCCUCUGGUCUUAGUGCGUUCAAUGCUGCAAUUACCCACUUCAAUCCCAAGGUUCUUGCCAUUGGUCAUGGCUACCACGGCGUUACGGGAAUUGCAGACAUUUGGACACGUAACCAUGGCUUGAAGCAAAUUUCAUUGGAAGAUGACUUCUCGCAACUCAACAAAGGCGACUUGGUUCAUGUAGAAACACCAAUAAACCCAUUGGGAACGGUUUAUGAUCUUGAAACAUUGAGUCGCAAAGCCCACGAAAGAGGUGCUUUUGUGUUGGUAGAUGCCACGUUCGGUCCUCCUCCUUUGCAGGACCCUUUCAAGCAUGGAGCAGACAUGGUUAUGCACUCUGCUACGAAGUAUUUUGGUGGUCACAGUGACUUGUUGGCAGGUCUCUUGUUUGUCAAAGACAAAAAGACCAGAGAUCAAUUGGUGGAAGAUAGAGUGUACUUGGGUACAAACAUUGCCAAUUUAGAGAGUGCACUCUUACUCCGUAGUUUGAAGACUUAUGAAUUGCGGGUUUCGAAACAAUCUCAAAGUGCCACUGCCAUUGUCUCCUACUUGGCAGAACACCAAAAGGAGAUUCCUCACUUGAAAAAAAUCUAUCACGGAUCAUUGCAAAAGGACGAUUUCGUAGCCAAGCAGCUCGUUGGUGGACACAGUCCUGUGUUUGCCAUUGAGGUAGACUCAGAAGAGUUUGCUAAAAAUCUUCCAGGAAAACUAAACUACUUUUACCACGCCACCUCUUUGGGUGGAGUAGAAAGUUUGAUUGAAUGGCGUGCAUUGUCGGAUCCUACGUGCCCUACUACGUUGCUUCGUGUGAGUAUUGGUGUGGAAGAUGUCGAAGAUUUAAAGCAGGACUUGUUCCAAGCUUUGACUAAGUAG
Messenger RNA from Meyerozyma guilliermondii ATCC 6260, 1119 nucleotides. RefSeq names its product putative cystathionine beta-lyase. The coding region runs from base 1 to 1119 and encodes 372 amino acids. The record is from RefSeq and is a predicted model, not a curated record. The transcript has a single exon. Gene Ontology annotation, cellular component: cytoplasm. Gene Ontology annotation, molecular function: pyridoxal phosphate binding; carbon-sulfur lyase activity. Gene Ontology annotation, biological process: transsulfuration. NCBI's taxonomy places the organism in Eukaryota, Fungi, Ascomycota, Pichiomycetes, Serinales, Debaryomycetaceae.